Molecule: messenger RNA, 1623 nt
Organism: Tarenaya hassleriana
Lineage: Eukaryota; Viridiplantae; Streptophyta; Magnoliopsida; Brassicales; Cleomaceae
Product: DEAD-box ATP-dependent RNA helicase 2-like
Cellular component (GO): catalytic step 2 spliceosome; nucleolus
Molecular function (GO): ATP binding; mRNA binding; RNA helicase activity
Source: RefSeq, a predicted model, not a curated record
UCCUUCCUCUGAAAAAGGCUCUCGCAGAUACUUCCAGAGAAGCUUCUACGAAACGAGCAGAGAAUCGGAGGAAAACCUGAGGAGAGAGAAAAACCCUAGGCGGAGGGUGAAGCCGGAAAAAUCUUAUGGCAGCGGCGAACGUAGCGCAUCCUGGCCGUGGAGGCGGCGGCCGGAGGGGCGGAGGAGCACUGGAUGACGACAAGCUCGUCUUUGAGACGACGGAGGGGGUCGAGCCCAUCACGAGCUUCGAUCACAUGGGGAUCAAGGAGGAUGUGCUUCGCGGCGUCUACGAUUACGGGUUCGAGAAGCCCUCCGCGAUUCAGCAGAGGGCUGUGAUGCCGAUUCUACAAGGUCGCGACGUUAUCGCUCAGGCUCAAUCUGGUACAGGGAAGACCUCCAUGAUUGCGCUCUCGGUUUGCCAAAUCGUCGACACCUCGUCCAGGGAGGUUCAGGCCUUGAUAUUGUCCCCAACAAGAGAGCUGGCUUCACAAACAGAGAGGACGAUACAGGCUAUUGGGUUACAUGCAAAUAUUCAGGCACAUGCCUGCAUUGGUGGCAAGAGAGUCCACGUUGUGUCUGGAACUCCUGGUAGAGUCUGUGACAUGAUAAAGAGGAGGAGUCUACGUACCAGAGCCAUUAGACUAUUGAUUCUUGAUGAAUCAGAUGAAAUGCUGAGCAGAGGAUUCAAAGAUCAAAUUUACGAUGUUUAUAGAUAUCUUCCACCGGAUCUUCAGGUUGUCUUGGUUUCUGCUACUCUUCCUCAUGAGAUUUUGGAGAUGACAAACAAGUUUAUGACGGAUCCUGUGAGGAUACUUGUGAAGCGUGAUGAGUUGACUCUUGAAGGAAUCAAACAAUUUUUUGUGGCUGUUGAGAAAGAGGAAUGGAAAUUUGAUACCCUGUGUGAUCUUUAUGAUACACUUACUAUCACUCAAGCUGUUAUUUUCUGCAACACGAAACGAAAGGUGGAUUGGCUUAGUGAGAAGAUGAGGAGUAACAAUUUCACUGUCUCAUCGAUGCACGGGGACAUGCCUCAGAAGGAGAGAGAUGAAAUCAUGAAUCAGUUUCGGUCUGGUGAAAGCCGUGUUCUGAUCACGACAGAUGUGUGGGCACGAGGAAUUGAUGUUCAACAAGUUUCUCUUGUCAUCAAUUAUGAUCUACCCAAUAAUCGUGAGCUUUACAUCCAUCGGAUUGGACGUUCUGGUCGUUUUGGUCGCAAGGGAGUUGCGAUUAACUUUGUAAAGAGCGACGACAUCAAGAUCCUGAGGGACAUCGAGCAGUAUUACAGUACACAGAUAGACGAGAUGCCGAUGAAUGUGGCAGAUCUUAUCUAAAAGGUUUUGGUUUGUUAUCUGGCUUCCAUGGAUUUGGAACAUCUUUAGACGUCGUGAUGGGUGUGUGUUGCAUGAGCUGGUGGCAAUUCAAGGGAAUGUUUUGAAAGAGACAUGCAAAAAGGCUUGAUGAUUGUUAUAAUGGUGUUAACACACUACUUUGGGGGUAUUUUCAUGGAUUUCAUAUCCAUUUGUGAAAUGUUGUUUCUUUUAGGAGUUUUUUUUUUAUAAUUAAAUUAAGAGGAAUUGGGUGUAAUUUUGGAAUAUUUUCUAACAACUUUCGAUGUUUGCUUAA